GUUGGGAGGAGCUCUUUAAUAGUAGCUGUUGUUGAAAAGAUGACUUUUUCAAAAAGCACCGCAGAUGGCUCAACGCCUGGUGGACAGCAUGGGGGUGGCAUGUCCAUGCAAGGUACAACGGCUGAAGGAGACCCGAAUCUCGAUCUUCUCGUGACGGCGCAAGAAUCCGAUCUGGGCAGGGGCCAGGCUCUCGUCUCGAUGGGACAGAAUGCUAUCGCCAGAGGCACGUACUUCAUCAGAAACCAGUUUCUCAAUCUUCGUGGCAAUUCGGAAUUCGCGCAGGGGCAAGAGCGCGAAGUUCCCGAAGGUAGUUCUGAAGACUGAACCUAAACAUUUGUUUUUCGAACCGUAUGAAGAGGAAGAGCCGAACAAACAUAUAUAACAAUAGAGUGACUAAAUAUGCAUGUUUUUAGCCUGCCUUAUCGAUCCACCGACGUACGAAUACUGUUUAUGUUUAUCACGAGGAGGCUCUAAGUCUAAUACUAGGCAGAAGAAGAAGCCACGAUUUAUCACUUAUUUUAAGUGUAUGAUCGCCAAACUCAAACCUGAUUAUUAUUUCAUCUUCAUCCUCAGGUUAUAGCACUGAAGACUACGACGUUCAGUUCGUCCUUUCGACAGUAGCGGGUGUCAGUCGUCUUUACCAUGCGCAAUACAUUCCGUUAGGGUGCGACUGCAGUCUGUUGAAGGUAUACCCACAAGCCGUUCCUCGCGGGAUGGACGUAUACUCGCUGCUAUCGACCAUGUACAACUCAAAGUUCGCAGCAUUCUUGCCGCAAUUCGGGUAACAUAGUUUGUAGUUUCCUGAACAAGAAAGCGAAGCAUUAAUUAAAAUGUUGCGAUUGCUAAGAGAUGUUGUUGAAAAGGAAUUGUUUUAAUUGCGCGUGUGCUACAUGCAUUUCGUUCUACAACCUUUCGCUCAGGUGUGACUUCAUGGAUGACAACGAUUGUUCAUACGCGAUUAUAUUGGAGCCGUGCUAUCCAACGUGGAUCUCGCUUUCCGACUUUGUCACUGAGUUUGGGCGCCUCUCGCAAACAGAGUUGCGCUGUCGCAUUUUGGCACGGAUUUUUGCAAGACUAUUCGCGUUCAUGCGGCUAACGCAUGAUGAAGGCUGCAUGGGCUGGUUCGACUAUCAAACCUUGUUUGUCGAAGCAGGGUUUGAAAAUCUCAAGUUUUUUCAUCUAGGCUUCCGCCACGACACGAACCGAACGCGACAACAGAAGAUAAAAGACGACUACUUGCAAAGUGCUCUCGUGCUUGAUCGCAUAUUAGGCAUAGACACGGAAGUAGGUGCAGCAGGACAAGCGUAUCAGUCCGCAGACGAACAAACCAGUAGAACAAGUGGCGGCUCACCCACCACUAGAUUGAGUGGCUUGGGACCUCCGCCACAGUCGAUGGGUGCGAGUCCACGACCAGGAAAGCCAGGAAUUAAGACGCUGGGGAACUCGCCGAUUGGAGGGCUGUCCACUGCAGCAGUGAGUAUGGGAGCGCCACCUGCAGCCGCCACGCUGUUGGAAUACUACAACAGUGACAGUGCAGUUGGAGGGUCGGACCCAGCUGGACGCCCAUCCUCGGUGUUUCAUUCACCACAAUCAAGUCCGAUUAAGAUAAAGCGCAGCGUCAAGACGCCACAAUUGGAUCCGAUGAUGCCCAGUGCUUCCAUCAUGAUAACGCAGGAUGUGAACGACGCAAACUAUGGAGAGAACUUUCAAGAUCCAGGUCAGUACUACGACCGAGGGGCUCCUGGUUGCCACUACAACAAUGCCCCAGACGGCGCGGCAACCCAGCACCAGUUGUACAAUGAACCUGGGGGCGGUGACGGAGAACAGCGCGUUCACACUCAAGAUCUGUACCACGGGUACGACCCGCAGAUGUACAAUCAAGGCGCUGAUCAGCAACAUGCCGAAGGAGGAUACUGCGACCGACAAUAUCCAGGAUACCCGAACGCUGGUGACGGAUGGCAAGAUUACGAAUAUGGGUACGGACAGGGCGCUGAGAUGACAGACCCACACUUUGCUCAGUAUGAUGGAGGCUACAACAACUAUGAAGGAUAUCAUCAGAGUUCACCACCAUCCACAAUUGCAGAGGAAGGGGCGAGUGACGCCGGUCAGCAGGCGCCAACGCUUCUCCAACACAAGUCUCUGCAAGAUUUCAGGAGGACGCUACACACGAUGAAUAGCUUAGAUGAGGCACCUUUUCUUUUCAAUUUUUCCCCACAGCGACAACUCUUUGUUCAUUUUUUGUCGAUUUGGGUUUGUACAAAAAUUUUUAGCGCAACAGGCAUGAUUUUUGUGGUAUCAAGAUGAAAAGUCAAAAUGGUCAAUGUGGAUAUACUUGACAAGCGCGUCCUCAUAAAAACUCUAAUACGUAUACAGGCAUUGGGUCACCCGUUUUUGAUCGAGUAUGAGGCGAAGAACCGGAUUGACUUGUUGAAAAAGCUAGUUCGUCGAAACGGCGAAGGAUUUCAUCUGUCGGGAAAUUUAUGUGACAGUUCGGUAAUUAUGGCUGCACUCCAACGACUCGAGCGUGAGGAUGACGAAGGCAAGAAAGCGGCGGCGAGGGGUGGUAGAAGAUCGACCGUCAAAAAGCGCAAUACAACUCGGCCGAGCAGUGCGCAGCGGCGGACUACCGCUGCAGCUGUAAAUUCAAUGGCAGCACACGAACCCGGUAGCGUAACUCGAAUGCAAACGGCGAAUCAACAACAAAUAGUCGCGCUGAAAAGUCCGUAGCAGAAAGCUUCAGGCGUGGACUCUGCAAGAGCGAAGCAACAUACAUUGGGAUAAGGUAAAAUCUUGCGACGCGGAAAGGGGAUGUUGUGAGUAGUAUUUUUUGCAAAAGUAAUUUCGGGUAGCAAUUUGUUGUGUUGAUUUCGAUGUCGAUUUUGAUUUUCCCAUAGACGGAAGCAAAGACUUCUUCAUUCUACUUCCUUUGUAUUUCAUUUUUGCAUGCGCUCGGAACCACAAGCAGAUGCGCAGCUAUUUCGAAAACAGUGUCAUGCGAUAGUAUCGCACAUCUCAGAUUCGUUCCUGCAUUUGCAACAUCAUCGCACAUUGCGGCUAAACAAGACCACCACCCAUUUUACGACUUAUCGCCCGUGUCGCCUCCAUGCAUGAUGGACCUUCU
Amoebophrya sp. A25 is the source of this 3121-nucleotide messenger RNA. The record is from the annotation of a GenBank genome assembly. Lineage: Eukaryota; Dinophyceae; Syndiniales; Amoebophryaceae.